Mya arenaria is the source of this 8223-nucleotide messenger RNA. RefSeq names its product pericentriolar material 1 protein-like. The coding region runs from base 112 to 6531 and encodes 2139 amino acids. Gene Ontology annotation, cellular component: centriole; ciliary basal body; centrosome. NCBI's taxonomy places the organism in Eukaryota, Metazoa, Mollusca, Bivalvia, Myida, Myidae. The transcript has 40 exons. The record is from RefSeq and is a predicted model, not a curated record. Gene Ontology annotation, biological process: centrosome cycle; protein localization to centrosome; cilium assembly.
UUGGUAUUCAUCCACAGCGUCAAAAUGGCGGAGCAAAUCUUGUUCAGAUUCGCAUGCCAAACGACAAGUUAGGUUUUAUCCUCUGUUUCGUAAAGAAGUGAAAUACUCAUCAUGGCAUCAGGAGGACGUAACACUAAAAAUCCGAAAACAUCAGCCUCAGAACCAAGACAGAGAAGUUCUUGGCAGCGUACAACAAGCAUGUCAGAUAGAGAUGACAAUGUCAGCCUUAACAGCUUUACCAAUGACUUGAGACCAAACAACUGGGAUUUCUCAGACUGGCGCCCCUCUGGCUCCCAGGAUCAGACGAAGCGCCGCAAGAAAGGCAAUCCAGAAUGGGAAAGAGAGCAGUCCCUCAUAGUUGAGUCCCCCCCUCCAUCGGAAAGAAAACAUGGCACUCCGAGAACAUUCCCUCGGACUAAAAUGACUCCUACUACCCCUACCUCACAGAGAUUAGCUUUAGAAAACCUUAGACAGCAGAUGACUUUCAGUGAUCAAGAAGAUGGUGUGAGUACUGAUGGAGAUCGAGAGAGGAACAAUGAGCGUAACCUGCUACGGAGGCGUGAAAACGUGGGUAGCAACAAUCGGCAGGCAGAGCGAGAUGACCCACCCCUGUCACGGCCCGUACCCAACCAGCGUGAUGAUAGAAACAAUCGCAACAACAAACAGAACGAGGCUAAGGCUGCUGCUGCUGCCUCUGCUUCUGCUUCUUCAGAUAAAGUUGAUAGCAGCCAGAUAGUGAGUCGUCUGAUGCAGAUACGAGAUUACAUAAAACAGGCCAGCUCCAUGAUGGACACAUUGAGGAAGUCGGGAGAUCCGCCUGGAAUGCGUGAAGAGGUGAACCGUCUGCAGAAGUUAAUGGAUCACCUCAAGGAACAGGAGAGGGAGUACACAAGUCUACUGCAAACCAUCCUGUCUGUUCAUGAUGGACCUGAUGUGAAUGGUAUCAGUCGGGAGAUGACACCUAACCAAGCUGACGGCCUAGAUGACACUACCUCCGUUGACUUGGAUGUGCAGUCUGAGGUCUCCGACAGAGAAGAGAGGUCCAUUAGUGCUUCAUCAAGGCCUAGAAUUGAAGACCAUCUUGGUCUUACCUCUGAUAAUGAUGAGGAGGAGGAUGAAGAGGAUAUAGUAGAGAAUGGGGCCCCCUCAGAAUCCUCCAAUAACUCUAGUACUAUGGAUGACACUGUCAUCGCUAAUCGAGGUCUGCCUGUGGACUAUGAGGAGCUGGCGGCCGUGAGUGGGCAGAACCAGGAGACAGUGGAGACUCUGGUGGCCCUCAGGCAGCAACAGGAGCUGCUCCAGAAACUUGUUGAUCAACAGGAACAGAUGCGAGCUUUACGCUCAAGGCAGGCAGCUCUUCUAUCUCUGCAACAAGAAGCUGAGGCAAAACUUGCAUCUACAAGACAAAAGAGCAAUGAAGCCCGUGCCAUGUCCAAUGCCCUGGAUCAGGCUGCAAUUGGCAUGACAAGCACUGUGGACGCCCUAACGUCCGCUGACAACAACACUGGCCGUCCUUCUGACCCAGACCUUUUCGAUAUUAGACAACAGCUCCAGUACCUUAGAAAUGAACUCAAGACACAGGAUCAAAACCAUCAACAGCCAGAGACCCAGCCUAGCCAGAGAAAGAACCAGCCCAAUCAAAAGAAAAGCCAACCCAAACAGCAGCGGGCAGCCUCACAGGAGACAAGGCUAAAAAACGUUCCCCCUCCCAGGCCCCCUUCCCCCAAACUGGCAGACAGACCAACCAGACAGGCACCACCAGCACAGGUAACAGCCCCUGUAGCUGUACCUGACCAGAACAUCCCUGCUGAACUGCUCACCAAGGAACAGCUGCAGGCAAGGCUUCAUGAUCUGCUCAACAAGAAAAACAGGCUGGACAAGAUGCUACAGGAGGAGUUCAGCGUGCCCCUUGUGCAAAGGUCGGACGAAAUGACCCAGGAUCAGCUGGCUGGCAAGCUUCAGGAGCUUCAGAACAAGAAGGGUCGCAUGGAUGACAUGCUCAGAGAGCUUCAGUCUCUCAGAGCAAACCCUGCAUUCACACUGAACAAUGCUGCAAGGUCAGGAGUCCAACCCCCAGUCUCUCAGCCUCAGGGAGCAAUGGCAGCACCUGAUCCAGUGUCCCAGUCUACAGAGAGUACGGAAAACCUCACAAAUGGUGUUCUUGAGAUGCUUGAUGCCAGGCAAAAACUACAGAAGCUGAAUGAAGUUAAGGGCAGGUUGAGCCAGCUGAAAUCUCUGGUUCACUUCUACCAGCAGGCAGGUCCUGAUGGCAGGCCUGGGGAGGAGGAGGACCAAUCUUCCAUCCCUGCAUACAGGGAAUAUGGGACCGAGCAUGAGGUCUCCAGGGAUAGGUCAACCAGUGAGCCCAGCAGACAAGGAGUAAGGCCCCAACAGGUGAACAUCCCCGUACAGAUAGUGGAGCAACUUGACUCUGACGAGAACAAUGGCUCCUCUUCUUCCUCUUCCUCCUCCUCAACAGACGGCGAGUCUGAGUCCCAGAUGUCUAGCCUUGGGCCCUGGGGCGACGACCCUGAAAUACAGGAGAAAGUCAGGUCAGAAAGAAAAUUGAAGGCAGCCAAGGAUAAGUUAAAGCACCUACAGAGCCUGGUUUCCAUGGUUCAGACGACCCCUGGUAUGGCAGAUGGACUGUCUGACAAUCUGGCUGAGCUGGCUGCAAGCCUGGAGGAUGAUGGUGAGAUGGAGGAGGGAGAGGACAGGAACAAUGCUACCCUAGGAGAGAGGGAGCCACCUGCACUGGAUCAGGAGGAUAGGGACACUUACUACCAGACAAAGAUGGAAGAACAGCUUGAAGAGUUGGAAGACUUGAGAAAUGAGAAAGACAGACUACUCAGUCUUCAGUCCCAACUACAAACACUGCAUCACAGAUUCAAACAGUCGGAAGAAGACAAGCAGACUCAGGACUCUGGAGAUGACUCUCGACCAAAAUCUCCAACCAACGAAGAAUCUAUCAACCAGGAGCCUAAUCCGUCAACUGGCCAGCAAAACACACAGGGACCCAGUGUCACAUUUUCUUCCAAUGAGGAGGUAUACUACAAGAUGCGUAACCAGCGGAUGAUGAGGGAGGAACUGAGAGAGAAAAAGAAGCAGCUUGAGUCGAUCAUGAAGAAAGACCGCAACAAGAAACAGUACUACAGAAACCAGGACAACCAGAGUGACACCGUCUCUUACAGCACAGAGCUGUUUGGAGCGAAUGCUAGUGUGGACCAGACAAUGGCUACCUGGGGAGGCUCCACUGUCGAUAACAUGGAGAGUAUAACUGAGGACGGUGCAGGACAAGACAACAAUGAGGAUGAUGAGGAGGAUGAUGCCUACCCGAUUGAUGGGAUCUUACAAGUGGAGGAAGAGGAGGAGGAGAACCAGUCUGACAAUGAGACUUACACCAUUGAAGAUGACGUGAGGCAACGUAGGAAGGCCCGCACAGUCCCUAAAGGGGACAACACUGAAGGUGGACCAGCCACCCGGAAGGGGAAUAAGGCCAACCAGAGUUUCCCACGAUCCAUGACAAAGGGAGGGGCCAGGGCUAAGGAAGUGUGGACCAAGCCUACAGACUUCAACAAGUGGUCCAGGAGUGGUAGAAAAUCGAGACAGGAGAACUACCAGUCUGCAGAGGAGAUUGUACAGGAGGCAGAGGAGAACCCUAGGAGCAAGUCAGUCAUCAAGGAUCUCCAGAGACAACUGGAGGAGACUAACAGACUGUGUCAGAGUCUUCUAGCAGAGCAGCAGUCUGGUCAGCUAGCUAGGCAAGCUGCUGCUGGUUUUGGUAGCCACAGCCAGCUUUCAGACUUUCAGCAACAGUUACAGCAGCAGCAGCUGAUGAUGAGUCUGAACCAGUGCUACCAGCAGAUCAACCUGCAACAGGCUGAGAUGCAAAAUAUGCAAAGACAAGUGCAGGCAUUAAUGUUCCAGCAGUCUGACAGUGCAGACCUAGAGGGGGGACUGUCCGGAGAUGUGAGGACCCGGUCCAUGUCAUCCCUGUAUAGCCCCCUGCUACCCCGCCAAUCCCCUAGUCUGCUCCUGCCCCCUGAUCCCUUCUCAUUCAACUCUCCAUACAUGCACAUGUCCCCAAUGGUGGACCCCAGGCUGCUCAGGAGGGCCAGUGAUAUGGAACAGACUGGACGAGGUGAGAUUAGUGAUAGUGGAGAGAGACAGAGGCGGUUAUCCCGAAACUCUCGGACAGAUUCAUACACACAAAAAAGUAAAAGGAAAUCUCAAUCUCAGAGUCCACAGCAGACAUCUUCCUCACAGGUGCGUAGCAAGGGUCCUGUGCAAGAGUUGUACGAGGAAGGGGUGGAGGAGGAGGAAGAGGAGAACCAGUUCUCACCAGACAGACAAAAGUUUGAGGACUACCUUGCAAGGAAAAAAAGGGAAUUCAUGGAGAGAAACAAACUUCAAGACAAGUCACCUAAGCCAACUAAGGACACAGGUCAGCGAAGUAGUUUUUCAGGCCUAAACAGUGACCAAUACAGGCCAGGCCUAAGUGCAGGGAUCAGUGGAGCAGGGUAUAUGGAGGACGGCCGCAGCGUGGUCAGCAGUGUCCAGUCUAGUGUGGCUGCAGUCUCACAGGCCAACCAGGCCGAUAGGCUCGAUAUUGCAAGAGAGUCAGAUGAAGACCCAGGUGAAAUGUCCCUGUUUGAGACUUUGAGAGAGACCAUCUACUCUGAGGUGGCCACCCUCAUCUCUCAGAAUGAGAACCGGCCCCACUACCUGAUAGAGCUAUUCAGAGAGCUACAGUUACUAACUACUGACUACCUGAGACAGAGGGUGCUCUAUGAUAUCAAGGAUGUUGUCUCCAAGUAUCUGGUGGAAGAUAAUGCUGUCAGCGCACCACCCCCAUCCUGGUUGACAUCGACAGCCCAGAACUACAACACUGCAGAACUGACUCCCAGUGAGAGUAUUGUCACCUCUGACGAUGAGGAGGUCAAGUACCUGUUGCAGAUGAAACUGAAGCAGAAGGUGGCUGCCAAUCUUGUUGCCAAAGAGCGGGAGCGUAACCUGGGCAACCAAGUGUCAAGGUCGUUGCUAAGGAGCGGGUCAAUGAAAAAUGACAAAUAUGACUACCAGGAGCAGGCUGAGGUGGCCAGCUCGGUCUCCACUCCAUCAAACUCCUACUGGGAGUCACCAUUCAACCAGGACUCUCUGGGGGAGACAGCCAUACAUUUAGACAAGACUCUGAAGAAGAUGAAAGAGUAUGAGGAAAGACUGACUGCCCAGAAGGACCAGCUGAAAGAGCGGUCAAGGGGUGAACAGUCUAGGAAUGAACAGUCUAGGGUCCGUGAAGAAAGGCUCACAGACUUGGGGGAGGUCAGCAGCUCAGCCAUGGAUCAGGGGGACGAGAGCUCCGUCAACUCUGACACUGUACCGUACCCCCGAAUUGACACCCAGCAGCUAGACCAGCAGAUCAAGUCUAUAAUGACGGAGGUGAUCCCGGUGAUAAAAGAGCACAUGGACAACAUGUGCUCACCCCAGCUGCUCGCCUACAUCAAGAGACUGGUGCUCUCUCUAACACGCCAGUAUGACGGUGGGCAAGAGUUUGCCAGGUUCUUCCACAGGCAGCUAGGGUCCAUCCUGCAGGAUUCACUAGCCAAAUAUGAGGGCAGAAAAAUGCGGGAGUGUGGUGAGGACCUACUGGUGGACAUGUCUGAGGUUCUCUUCAAUGAGCUGGCCUUCUUCAGGCUCAUGCAGGACCUAGAUGAUCCUCUCAUCACAGAGAAAAUGAAGAAGGCUCAGGCUCUAGACUCUGAGAAUGAUGAUGAGGAUGAUUUUGACAAGGAUAAUGAGAGUGAUGAUGAAUCCGACACCACAGAGACAACAGCCAAUGCCAGUGACAACCAGGACGAUACUCGCCCCACACAUGUUGAGGAAGAGGAUUUGGGAAAGGCUCGUGAUGAUGAGCUGGCAAAUGAGAUUGAGAUCUGUGAUGCUGAGGACAAGGAUGAUGAAACUGAAUCCCCAUACAAGGGUGUACAGAUACAGCUUGCCCCAAGUGAGACCAAACCUUAUACCAGGAUUGGUAGUGAUGAAGAUGAUGAGAGCGCCACAGAUGAAUCUCAAAGUAACGAGGACCCCAGUGAGACAGCUGUGUCCAUCACUGCGAGACGUACUGACAGGUGUAUGGAUGAGGUGGAGGGGGAUGGGGCAAGGGGGGACAGCACAGACACAGGGGCUGGGCCCAGCCAGGAAGAAGAAGGGCCCAUUCCUGCCCCAGUGACACCCACACAAGUCACUCUCAUUGAUCAGGGCAGGGACGCUGACCAAGGGGCCAGCAACGGCAAGACAGAAGAGGCUGAGUUAAUGAACGGAGAUAUCCUAAAUGGGGACAUGGAAGUGAUCACAAUGGAUGACCUACCACCAGCUCUCAAUGUCAUGUCCUCUGAGGAGCUGCAGUGUAAGCUGCUUAAUGAGGAGCAGGCCAACUCUGUAGUCGCAGCCAUGUCAGAGGUGAUGGAAGGACAGGAGGAGCUUGCUGGGGACCCACAGUUCCUUAAAGAACCUGAUGAAGCAAGUGGCUGAAAGGGAAUGCAGUAUUUAUUAUUAUGUUGUGAACAACAUUAUUGAUUGUUUUCAGUUGUAGUUAGAGGGUUCACUUAAAACAUAUAGUUUGUACACGUUCAUGUUUUAACUGAGGUUGUGUGUUUUACCUUUAGUAAACUGUGUUUUCGUUGAUCUGCAUUUUACAAUGCAAAAAUGUGGAUGUAAAGCUCUAACAGCAAAGUAUUAAUACAUAGUAUACCCCCGGUACUGAAAUGUUGAAAUUGUUUUUUACUGAAACAUAUUCGCAUAUGAAUUAUUGCUAGUAUUUAUGCUAAGUUUGUAGCCUCAUUGUUAUUGAUUGACUUUCAAGGCACUAGUGAUACCUGUUCAAAAAAGUUUGAAUUUUAUGCCUUUACGUCAGGUCUGUGAUGAAAAAGCUCUCCUUAUUUUCCGCAUGCAUUCCAUUUUUAUCCUUUCACGAUGAAUCAAACAAAUCUAACAGUGUGAUUAUUGAAUGCUAUUUCUGUAUACAAACAUUAAAGACUUCUUUCCAAACUGUUUAAGAACUAUUUCAAAUGAUUUAUAGUUGAAUUUGAUAGCUAAGAGAAAUUGUUAAGAAACAAAGGAUAUAUUAAAGAAAGCAGAUAAGAUACAUGAAGUAUUUGCUAUUGUACAUAUAAUUAUGUGUCUCCAUUUGUGUAUAUGUUUUGAUGUUACAUGUAUUCGUUAAUGUUUUUGUGUUUGUAAAAGGCUAUUUUGAAAGGAAAAUUAUUGAUCUGAAAAGUUAGCUGAAACUUGCACCUUUACCUUAAAGAUCACAAUUUUGUGAAUCUCAGCCUAUUUCUUGUACAUGUAUACACAUUAUGUCAUUUCAUACAUAGUUUUGUUGGUUGAACAAUUCCUUUUAUUGAACAGAAAAAAAUGUUCAGGUAUAAGCAUUGUGUCUGUGAUUCUCGUAAUUCGUCCACAUUUUAAGAAGUUUUGUUGUUUUGAUUCCAUUUUAAAGACAAAAGGAUGCGUUUCUAAUUUAUUUAGUCUUUCUUUAGUGUCCCAACUGAAAUGUGAUAACUUCAUAUUUAUUCCUUGUUACAUAUUUCAAGAAUUUAUAAAAUAAAGAGAUACAUUUUAUAAAAGAAGUGCAUAUGGUCUAAGUCGUAACAAAUAAAAUUUAUCUACAAAGAGACUGUUCAAUAAGAGACUGUUCAAUAUCCUAAUAGGUAUGAUUCUAGGUUUCUUGGGAUUCGUUUUGCUUAUGCUAUACACAAUGUAGCUAUUUAGAGUAAGAUUCAUGUAUUUCUUAUCACCUCUAAAUAUAAGUGUCAUUUUAUAGAGCCAUGUUUUUUCUAGGUUGUGAAAUUUUCUCAGAUAAAAUUAAAACAAAGUGCCAAACAAGAAUAAUUAUUUAUCUUAUCCCUAAAGAUUCAUGUAAAUUAGAUUACCAGUAUUGUAUUUAAGAUCACUGUCUAUACUUCUUUAUUAACAGUAUUCUUUACUCUUGUAAUUAUUUCGAACUAUUGCAAAAUAAACCCGUGUGGGACUCUUUCGUUUUUUGUAGAAUGAAAGCAUUUGUUUAUUUGAUAACUGUAUUUAUAUUUUUCAAUGAUCGAAAACAUAGUACUUUGUAUAUUUAUUUAAAGUGUCAAUUGUUUUUAUUUAAAAACAGCACAUUAAAGCCAUCAUUGUCAUCACCAUUUCAAUCAGUGUUAAUUGUCAAUAAAUGAAGUUGUCACA